Messenger RNA from Zingiber officinale, 2879 nucleotides. Its product is annotated as K(+) efflux antiporter 3, chloroplastic-like. The transcript is spliced from 19 exons. Gene Ontology annotation, molecular function: antiporter activity. Bases 332 to 2749 code for a protein of 805 amino acids. Lineage: Eukaryota; Viridiplantae; Streptophyta; Magnoliopsida; Zingiberales; Zingiberaceae. Gene Ontology annotation, cellular component: chloroplast; membrane. The record is from RefSeq and is a predicted model, not a curated record. Gene Ontology annotation, biological process: proton transmembrane transport; potassium ion transport.
CAAUUGGAGGCGAGAAGAGCCCUCAGCCACGAACCCCAUAUCGACGCGUGCUGGUUGUGACAGUCGACCAAUCAAAUGGCGGCGCGGCUCUCUGCUCACCUCUCCCUCCUCCUCUUGUCCUCUUCUUCCCCCGCUGCCAGAUUAUUUGAACCGGAGGCCGAGAAGCCACGGAGGCGUCAGAUAUCCUCCCUCCGGCCACACUAAUCAUGAGAAGAUGGUGCCGCAGCGCUAGGACGUCUCCUCUUCUUACUACUGAUUCUUCUUCGAAAAGAUUAAACGGAGAUAAUUUCUUGUUCUUUCUCGAUUGGAUUUCAGCCAAGUCUUCGAAGCCAUGACCGACUGCCACUUCCUUCAGGGAAGUUUGCUUGGAUCUUGGAAAAAUCCAAUAAAAGCUUUCUCUAGUUACAAUAUCCGACUGAAUACACUCUACUGCAAGAAACAAUGGGAUGUUCAGUCCUCAAGAUUUUUCCGCACAUAUUGCCAUCUAGGGUUGACACAAAGGGAUGUAACCCAGGGCUCCCACUUCUUGUCAUUGCAAAAAAGUGAUAACCUAGGAGGAUUUUACAACUACAUUGGGAGAAAAUCUUAUAGCCUAAGAUUUCAAAUACAAGCACAGCUUGAGGUUGCUAAUGCUAUUGAUGUUAUAAAUGAUUUAGGUUUUGAUACUCUCACAUUUUUGGCUGUUACUGUUCUGGUUGUACCUGCAUUCAGGAUCAUUAAAGCUAGUCCGAUACUUGGAUUUUUUUGUGCUGGUGUAGUACUUAACCAGUUUGGUCUCAUUAGAAAUCUCCUGGAUGUUAAACUUUUAUCAGAAUGGGGGAUUCUCUUCCUGUUGUUUGAGAUGGGCCUUGAACUUUCACUUGCACGGCUGAAAGCUCUUGCAAAAUUUGCUUUUGGAAUGGGGUUGACACAGGUUGUACUAUCAACGCUUGCAUUUACAGCUUUUGAGCUUCCUCCUAAUGGAGCUGUUGGAACAAAGAUUUUGCAGUUUCUUUUUAAUUCACGGCCGGAUCUGGUCAAUAUCCGAAGCAUUGAUGAAGCGAUUGUGAUUGGAGCUGCCCUUUCACUAUCCUCUUCUGCCUUUGUACUACAGCUUCUUGCAGAGAAAGGAGAGCUCCCAACCCGUUUUGGUUCUGCAACUUUAGGCAUUCUUCUACUGCAGGACAUUGCAGUUGUUCCUCUACUGGUGAUUCUACCGGUGCUUGAGAGCCAGAACCUUGCAACUGAAAGUAUUUGGCCAGUUUUAGCAGCUGAGAGCUUGAAAGCUUUAGGUGGUCUUGGUCUUCUUUCCCUUGGUGGGAAAUAUCUUCUCAGGCGAAUAUUUGAAGUUGUUGCUGAGUCAAGGAGCUCAGAAGCUUUUGUUGCUCUGUGUUUGCUUACAGUGUCAGGGACUUCUCUUCUUACCCAAAUGUUAGGCUUCAGCGACACACUAGGAGCAUUUCUGGCUGGAGCACUCCUAGCAGAAACAAAUUUCCGGACACAAAUUGAAGCUGACAUAAGACCUUUCAGAGGCUUACUGCUUGGACUAUUUUUUGUCACCACUGGGACGUCCAUUGACAUGCAGCUCCUUUUCCGAGAAUGGCCGAAUGUACUUUCCCUCUUAUCAGGCUUAAUUGUUAUCAAGACCUUGAUAAUAACUGCAAUAGGUCCUCGUGUUGGAUUAACCUUACAAGAGAGUGUAAGAAUAGGACUGCUUCUUUCACAAGGGGGGGAGUUUGGGUUUGUGGUGUUUUCUUUAGCGAACAGGCUUGGAGUUCUACCACUUGAGUUGAAUAAACUUCUCAUAAUAGUCGUCGUCUUGUCUAUGGCAUUAACACCUUUGCUAAAUGAAAUGGGAAGAAAAGCUGCUGAAAUCAUUGAUGAGAAGCUUCAAGCUACAGAGAAAAUUGCUGACAUGGUGAGCUUUGAUGCAAGUGAACCAAUAGUUAUUCUAGGGUUUGAGCAAAUGGGACAGGUUCUGGCCAAUUUUUUAUCAACUCCUUUGGCUGGAGACGAGGGUAUGCCAUAUGUUGCAUUUGAUCUUAAUCUAAGGGUUGUUAAGGAAGCAAGGAAGCUGGGUUUCCCCAUACUGUAUGGAGAUGGUUCCCGACCAGCAGUUUUGCAAUCUGCUGGUAUAUCGUCCCCAAAAGCUGUCAUGGUUAUGUAUGCAGGAAGAAGUAGGACACUUGAUGCAGUUCAAAGAAUAAGACUUGCUUUUCCUGCGAUUCCAAUCUAUGCAAGGGCUCAGGAUGUUUCUCAUCUAUUGGAUCUAAAGAAAGCUGGUGCUACUGAUGCUAUUCUUGAGAAUGCUGAGACAAGUUUGCAGCUUGGCUCAAAGCUACUGAGAGGGUUUGGUGUCAUGUCGGAUGAUGUGACUUUCGUGAGUCAACUCCUGAGGGAUUCGAUGGAGUUACAAGCCCAAGAAGAGUUGAACAGAAAUGAAGAUCGUGAUCUUGAUAUCAUGAAGCCAAUGCAGGUUAGGGUGACUGACUUGGUUCAGGCCAAAAGUAGCACUCGGUUAUCGAUCAACAAGCAAUCACUCAGCUAUGAUGCCAAUCGUGUCCGGGUUUCCGAGAACAAUCAGCCAUCUAUCAUUGAUACAGAAGUUGAACAAGAUGCAAAUGGUGGCUUGGAAAAUGAGUAUGAGAAUAUAGACGAUGAUGAUGGUGUCAAAUAUUGUCAAUUAGAUUCAGAUAUUGAUUUACCAGAUGUAAAGGAGGAAGUCCAGGGAGAUGAUAAAGUGUUGGAUCAUUCUAUCCGACAAAAAUAGUACAGACCAGAUUUCAAAGUUUUUAUUAGGAUAAUUUGAUUUUGAAGAGAAUUGGGAAAGGAACUUCAUUUUCUUGUAUGUACGGACUGUUGAUUGAUCAAUUGGAACUUGUAUAUUAAAUGUUAUCGCA